AUGGCUAACAUUACACUUAGAUAUUAUCUUUCUGCAUUCAAGCGCGCUGUGAAAGCUUAUACAAAUCACGAAUACAACACUAAACAGAAUCAGGUUCUCGCAGCGUAUAUCAAAUUCGAUUUGCCAAGGAUAGAGCAGCUUUCUACACGAGCAUACAAAAAGCCCAUCGCUCCACUAGCAGUUAUCCAGGACCUUGUGCGAUUUCUUCUAGUAUGCAAUAAGUAUGAAUCACCUCACUCGCGCAUCGUCAUACAGCUAGUAUCCUCGCUGCUUCCUUUAUCUUUCAUAGGCAGUCGCCCAGGUGAGGUCAUUGAAUCAGAAGGGUAG
Molecule: messenger RNA, 327 nt
Organism: Ascochyta rabiei
Lineage: Eukaryota; Fungi; Ascomycota; Dothideomycetes; Pleosporales; Didymellaceae
Exons: 2
Coding region: 1-327 (108 amino acids)
Source: RefSeq, a predicted model, not a curated record